CCAGAGAUCCUCAGGAUAUCUUUAGCCAAAGGAAAAGCUCCAUAGUCCCUCCCGCCCAGUCCAGGGGUUGAAAUAGUAUCAGAAAGCAAGCGCCUUGCUCUUUGGCCACACGCUCCAUCUCCCAGGAGCAAGAGGGAACUCCAAAAGUGUACGAGAGAAAGACAACCAUCUGCCAGAUUCCCGGACGAGUGCGUCCCCCCUCCUCCUGCCCCCCUCCGAGCUGAGACGGACUGGGACCGAGCCAGGCAUUUCCAGCCCCAGAGCAGCAAAGGGCCAAAGGCAGAGAGUUGCGAGGUGCAUCCUUCCCUCGCUGCCGGCCGUGCGGCUGUGCUACCCAAACUGGUGCGGAGAGCCCCAUGAAGCUAUCUGAGGAGCGGCGACUCGGGUGCAACCAGCUGCUUGGGAUUGAAGAAGACUCUCUUUUGGGAAGGAGGCAUUGACGACCAAAGGGACUGAUUGCUCUGCUUGUUCCUGCCCGAAAAGUCUUCUCCUGGGGAGGGAGAUUCCCAGGUCAUCCUGAUUUGCCAGAAUGAUGUUUCUCAAAUUCCUCUGGAUAGCUUUCUUCUGCUACCCGUGUCAGGGCUAUUUUGAUGGCCCUCUGUACCCCGAAAUGUCCAAUGGGACUCUCCACCACUACUUCGUUCCCGAUGGGGACUAUGAGGAGAAUGAUGACCCGGAGAAGUGCCAGCUGCUCUUCAGGGUGAGUGACCGCCGGCGCUGCUCGCAGGGGGAAGGAGGCCAGGACAGCAGCCUGCUGAGUCUCACCCUGCGAGAGGAGUUCACGGUGCUGGGUCGCCAGGUGGAGGAUGCGGGGCGGGUCCUAGAGGGCAUCAGCAAGAGCAUCUCCUAUGACCUGGACGGGGAAGAGAGCUAUGGCAAGUACCUGCGGCGGGAGUCCCACCAGAUCGGAGAUGCCUACUCCAACUCGGACAAGUCCCUCACUGAGUUGGAAAGCAAGUUCAAGCAGGGUCAGGAACAGGACAGCCGGCAGGAAAACAGGCUCAAUGAGGAUUUCCUGGGGAUGCUGGUCCACACUAGGUCCCUGCUGAAGGAAACACUAGACAUUUCUGCUGGGCUCAGAGACAAAUACGAGCUGCUGGCUCUUACCAUCAGGAGCCACGGGACCCGGCUAGGUCGGCUGAAGAACGACUACCUUAAAGUAUGAUUCAAAAGGCACAGAUGUGAGGGAUGAAGAACCAAACCAGUCUCCUGUUGUGGAAAGGACAGAGGAUGGGGCUGUUUUCUCUUAGACCUAGUCCUUUUUUGUGUGUCCAGAUUUGCACUUUGAGAAUUAAUCUGAGGUCAUCUUGAAAGUAAAUGAAAAGGUUGAGGGAUUGAGUGGUUCUAAUUUGGGUUUUCACUUUGUACAAUAUUUAUGUGAUUGUUAUGGUUUGAUCACCCAGAGAGAGCAGUUAGAAAGGCAUGGCUCCUGUCUUUCCUGGAAGGUUUGAUCAUCUGCAGAGGUAACCUGAUUCAAUCACGACUAAGAAGAUGCAUUUUAUAGGUAGACUGACUCAAGUUUCUCCUUCUGAAGUAGAUGUGGAAAUACCCCCCCAAGAGCAUGAUGUGUAACUCUGUUCCACGCUUCAUCUUCUAUCUGUGAUUAGGAAAGCUGAAGUGUCUGAUUUUCAGAUGAGGUCCCAGGUGUUGUUCUGCUUGCUUGCCAGCCCAUUGCAAGUUGCUUGGUGUUUUGUUUUUUCCUCUCCUUUUCUUUCUUAUUUAUUAACCAUGGUCUGUGAAUUGCUUUAGCUUUUUGUACAAGUAUUGUCAAAUCAUUCAUUGCAGGGAGAUUUGCAAAAUGGGUUUUGUCGUGGUGAGAGUGGCUGCACUUAGGAAGUCUAACCGAGUAGUGCCUACCCACUCCUAUGUAUACAUUAAUUUGUUAUGUCUCACCUUGCAUGUCUAGUACUUUUAUCAUCUGUCAACUACAAGGGAAUCAAUUUUUGAAAACACCCCUCACAGGCCUAUGAUUUAGGUUUUAGUGUAUUAUUGCUCAUAAGGGGAAGUGCUUCUAUAUUGCUUAUUAAAAACUUGUACUUCAAGGAGGUAAUUCUUAUCUUAAUAACUCCUUAGCUAAGUUUUAUUAUUCAGCCAAUAAAUAUGUUUCCAUAUAA
Perognathus longimembris pacificus (Pacific pocket mouse) is the source of this 2114-nucleotide messenger RNA. RefSeq names its product fin bud initiation factor homolog (gene Fibin). The transcript has a single exon. The coding region runs from base 530 to 1165 and encodes 211 amino acids. NCBI's taxonomy places the organism in Eukaryota, Metazoa, Chordata, Mammalia, Rodentia, Heteromyidae. The record is from RefSeq and is a predicted model, not a curated record.